Messenger RNA from Haliotis rubra (blacklip abalone), 4332 nucleotides. Its product is annotated as serine/threonine-protein kinase TAO3-like. The record is from RefSeq and is a predicted model, not a curated record. Gene Ontology annotation, molecular function: protein kinase activity; ATP binding. Gene Ontology annotation, biological process: protein phosphorylation. NCBI's taxonomy places the organism in Eukaryota, Metazoa, Mollusca, Gastropoda, Lepetellida, Haliotidae.
AACGGCGCAUGUCUGAAUCGCCAUAUUGGGUCGGAGAGGAAUUUACUGCAAGACGGAGGUGCAACUUAUCAAGUGUGAUCUAUGCCGCUAACGUGCCCUGGCGGCGAGCCACUUCCCCGCUACAACAGUCGAGAGAGGUAGAGGGCGGCCGCCGCCGCGGAGCGCCGGUGCUGCACCUGCCACCGCCAUGCCCUCCAAACCGGGCAGCCUCAAAGACCCUGAUGUAGCCGGACUGUUUUCCACGGAGGAUCCGGAGAAGAUAUUCACGGAUCUCCGUGAGAUUGGACAUGGGAGCUUUGGGGCUGUCUACUUUGCCAGACAUGUCCACACCAAUGAGAUUGUUGCCAUCAAGAAGAUGUCCUACAAUGGUAAAACAUCAGCUGAAAAAUGGCAAGACAUCUUGAAAGAAGUCCGGUUCAUCAAGCAGCUGAAACAUAGGCACACCAUUGACUACCGGGGCUGUUACUUGAAGGAGCAUACAGCAUGGCUUGUUAUGGAAUACUGCCUUGGAUCCGCAUCAGACAUUAUAGAAGUUUUAAAGAUGCCAUUGAAGGAGCUGGAAAUAGCGGCAAUUUGUCACGACGCCCUGCAGGGUCUCACCUACCUCCACAGCCAGGACAAGAUUCACCGAGAUGUCAAGGCAGGCAACAUUCUACUCACUGAAAAUGGCACCGUCAAACUGGCUGACUUUGGUUCCGCAUCUCUAUGUUGUCCUGCCAACUCAUUUGUGGGGACUCCAUAUUGGAUGGCUCCUGAAGUGAUCCUUGCCAUGGAUGAAGGACAGUACAAUGGGAAGGCAGAUAUAUGGUCAUUAGGAAUAACUUGUAUAGAACUGGCUGAGAGGAAGCCACCUCUGUUCAAUAUGAAUGCUAUGAGUGCUCUCUACCACAUAGCUCAAAACGACUCCCCAUCUCUAUCAGCUGGAGAGUGGUCGGAUGACUUCAGAAACUUUGUCGACGCAUGUCUAGCAAAAGACCCAGAAAACAGACCAUCAGCAGCAGAAUUAUUACAAAACCAGUUUUUAACACGUAUUCGACCACCCGAUGUGAUCCUGGAGCUGAUUCAGAGAACGAAGAAUAAAGUGCGAGAGUUAGACAUGUCUCAGUACCGUCGCAUGAAGAAACUGAUCAUAGACAAUGACGAGGGCAGCACAGAGCGGUCACCUGCCCCAUCCUCCACUGAUGGGGGAGAGGAAGAUUCUCAGGAUGACGACAACUUGGAUGGCAGUCGGUCUGACAGCCUGCAGAGUCACAACAGCAACUGCGCCAGUAGCCACAGCAGCAUCGCCAGUAUAGGAGCCAACAUCAGCGAUCUGAACGCCAUCCACUCCUUCUCUACCCGCGAUCGGAGUCCUCCCCCCACCGUACAAGUUGAGACACAGGGUAAUGUGCCAAAUACUGACCAGUUCCCUUCACAUGUGAAGACAUGGUCAUGGUUUUCACGGAGCGGUUCGUACAGUCCAAACUCACCAAAGCCGUCAGCAAGUAGCGCUCGAGGUAUGGAGUUGUACCAACACAACUUUGCCACCAUUCGGACACCGUCCAUCGUAAGGAAGGAGAUUAAGGACCACGAACACAGUAAUGAGCUCCGGGAACAGUUUACGGGUUACAAGAGCUUGCGGAAACAACAUCAAAAGGAGCUGAUACAGUUGGAGUCCCGGUUCAAGGCUGAAAUGGAAGAACACAAACAGAAGCUGGACAGGGAGUAUGAAAACUUGCGGCAGAAGUUCUCAAAAGAAAUGGAAAAACUCAGGGUUCAACAUGCAUCUGAGCUGGACCGAGGGCAAAGGAACAACCAAGCUCAGGAGAGGAAGAUGAGGAAGGACAUGAACCAGGCUCACGACAGCGAAAGAAGGAACUUCAGCGUGCUGAUGAAGAAGAACUAUAAAACAGAUAAGGAGAGGAAGAAGAAGGAUUUGGAUGAUGCAACACCUAAGAAGGAGCGAGAAGACACAAUGAGGAACUACAAGGAGAAGAUGUUGCGGCAGCAGAAGGACGCAGAGUUCAAGCUGGAGAAACAACAGAAGGACACAACAGAGUUCCACCUGAGGAAGUUCCGCAGGAAGAAGGUCCUACAGUUCCAUCAACUGGAACAGAAGCUCCUGAAGGAGGAGAUCGGUCAGCGCCGGGCGCAGCUGGAGUAUGAACACACGAUGCUUGUGCGGCACCACGAGUCAACGCAGGACCUGGAGUACAAGCAUCUGGCGGCCAUACAGAAGAUGAGGGACGAGCAGCUGCGGAAACAGCAUGAAACAGAGCGAGAGAAUCAGAAAGAAUAUACAAUUAAUGCUGAAGCAGACCUCAGGAAAAAACAUGCCUUGGAAGUUAAACAGCAGCCUCGAAGUUUAAAGCAAAAAGUGGUGUUAAUACGGCGGCAGUUUGACGAUGCGGUGAAAACCCAGCAGCGGCAGUACAAGGCCCUGAAGGAACACAUCCUCCAGAACACUCCCAAAGCAGAACAGAAGGCAGUGGUGAAGAAGCUAAAGGAUGAACAGAUGAGGAAGCUGGCCCAGCUCGGGGAUCAGUAUGAGGCCAGCAUCGCAGACAUGUUGCAGCAACAGAACGUGCGUCUUGACGAGUCGCAGGUAGCUCAGGCCCAUGAGCUGAAGCAAAGGCUACAACAGGAGCUGGAGUUGCUGAUGGCCUACCAAAGUAAGAUCCGCAUGCAGACUGAGGCACAACAUCAGCGGGAGAAGAAACAGUUGGAAGAACGUGUGUCCCUCAGGAGGGCACUGCUGGAACAGAAGAUGGACGAGGAGCGAGUAACCCUUCACAAGGAGGAAGGAGACAAGAAGAGCCAGUUACAUGAGAAGCAGACAAGAGAGGUGGAGGAAUUUGAUAUUGAGACGACAAGUCUCGGACUUAAUGCAAUGGAGAUAGCCGAGGCAUCUCACGACCCUGAUGAUGAUAUGAGUUACCGGGGGAGCAUGCUGAGCCUUAGUGGAAGUAGCAGUAGUAGUUCUUUCUCCUCCCAGGUGCCCACAUAACUACAGCUCAGUCUUAAGUUUACUGUCCCCCCUCUCCCCCUUCCCCUGAUCCCCAGCAGGUGCCUGGGUGUCUGUAGAUAUAUAAAUAUGAGCAGAACUACCAGAGUGUGCCUGAAGCACAUGUGGAUGCUCCACCAGUGUAUGGAAGACCUGCGGCUCAAGGACGGUGAUAUUGGAUGCCUGGCCUGGUCUUCUUUACGUGGCAAUAUGUGACAGUGUGAUAAGGACAGCGACGACGAUGCGACUGACCGGAGGUGGGGGAGUGCGUGCCGGGGUCCAUUAUGUGCUAAACGGUGAUAAUACUGGGUGAACACGCCCACACUACGGGACUUAGCCACGCAGUCUCAUCCCAUUAAUUCUCAGGCUUCCUCUUAAUGAGACCGAUGUACGAGAGAUUGAGCAGAGUUAUGCCAUCGUUACUGUGGCAACCUGGCCAACGACUAUCUCUUACAGUGUAUAUAUACCCUCUUCAGAAAGCAUACAUAUAUAGCCUAAGAAGGUCACUCCAUUAUAUAUUCAUGACAUAAGCCAGUGACCAUUCAAACCAGGGAUAGCCCAAGGGAUACCUACUGAAUUAGCAGCUAACUACUUUAAGCAUUACCCUGUAACCCUAAGAUAUUUAUCAAAGACUUUGACUUAGGAUCUUGUCUAAGUUGCUCAAAGGCUAAGAUAGCUAAGCAUAAAGGAUUGCUCUGUGGUAUCAUUCUGGUGACUUCUUACAUUUAUGCAUGGUUUUGUAAUUCACAUGCAUACAAUGUAAUUUGGAUUCAGAAUUUACCACAUAUUUUAUACAUGGAAUAGUGAUAAAUGAUUAUUCUGUUGAUUUCUGUGUUAUUUGUAAGUGCGUAGGCCAUUGUUAACUAACAGUUAGCAUAAGGGGGACACUUGACCUGGCGCAAUUUUAACUCAUUUCUGAACCCAAAUAUACUCUUCAUGGAAUAGGCUUGAUCUGCUGUGGGGCAGAUUGUGAUGAUUGUGAUGUGGAUCACAUACUUCCUGCACAAUGUCCAGGUACAAUGUAUAAUAAUUGUAUAAAUUUUGUAAAAAGGUAAAAGAGGUUAAUUACUUGAUGCAAUCUUGGGAGUGAUUGUUGUACCAACGGCAGACUCUGCCAUCAGGGAGAGUUGUCUCCCUUGACUACAUGCAAAAUGGAAGCAAACAUGCUUACUGUUGGACCUAACUUAACUGGCACAAUUCACCAGUGAGAUAUUUUAAUAUUAGGACUGACAUACAACACUAGUUCCAGUGUAACAGUAUACAGUAUACAGUAUACAUGUAUUCUGCCAUAAACUACUCAGUUGGUUGUCAACAAGAAAAUUGCAAUUAAAAUGAUUACCUAAUUCAAA